Messenger RNA from Aaosphaeria arxii CBS 175.79, 1314 nucleotides. RefSeq names its product histidinol dehydrogenase. Gene Ontology annotation, cellular component: cytoplasm. The coding region runs from base 1 to 1314 and encodes 437 amino acids. Lineage: Eukaryota; Fungi; Ascomycota; Dothideomycetes; Pleosporales. The record is from RefSeq and is a predicted model, not a curated record. Gene Ontology annotation, biological process: L-histidine biosynthetic process. The transcript has 3 exons. Gene Ontology annotation, molecular function: histidinol dehydrogenase activity; metal ion binding; NAD binding.
AUGGCUCCCAUACACCUCAAAUCCGCGCUUGUCACGUCCAACGCGGAGGGAAAUCAGAAAGUCACGCAGCUUGUUCAGGGAAUCAUACAAGACAUCAGAACCAAUGGCGACAAAGCUGUGCGAAGCUAUUCGGAGCGGUUUGAUAAGUGGUCACCCCCUUCUUUCAAGCUGUCCCCGGGACAGAUCGAAGCCUGCAUUGCGGAGCUCCCUGCUCAAACUAUCAAGGACAUCAAAUCAGCACAAGAAAACGUGCGAAGAUUUGCCCAGGCCCAGCGUUCUACGAUUAAAGACUUGGAGGUUGAGAUCCAACCAGGUGUCGUUGGUCACAAGAAUAACCCAAUUGACCGUGUCGGCGCAUACAUUCCCGGCGGUCGGUAUCCAUUGCUUGCAUCUGCGCAUAUGACUGUCACUACUGCUAAGGUGGCUGGGGUGAAAGAAAUCAUUGCAUGCACGCCACCUAUCCUGGGCCAGCUGCCAAAUGCCACGGUCGCGGCAGCUCACUUCGCUGGUGCCGACGAGAUUCACAUCCUAGGUGGUACACAAGCAAUUGCAGCUAUGGCCAUCGGUACUGAAAGUAUCAAGAAAGUCAACUUCAUUGCUGGACCCGGCAAUGCCUUCGUUGCAGAGGCGAAACGUCUCCUCUUUGGCGAGAUUGGCAUCGACCUCUUUGCCGGCCCGACUGAGACCCUCAUCGUCGCAGACGAGUAUGCGGACCCUUUCACUGUGGCUACGGAUUUGCUCUCGCAAGCUGAGCAUGGUCCAGACUCACCCGCUGUACUGAUAACGAGCUCGGAAGAGGUGGGACGGCAGACUAUCAAAGUCGUUCAGACACUAUUGAAGCAGUUGCCCACGGCCGACCUCGCUAGCCGAUCUUGGGAGGAUUUUGGUGAAGUCGUCCUGGUGGAUGGCAUUGACGAGGCAUUCAGAGUUGCGGAUGAGUACUGCAGCGAGCACGUCCAAAUUUUGACAGAGAGACCAAGAGAGGCACUUGAGAAGAUGACAAACUAUGGUGCACUUUUCUUAGGCGAAAGAACAUGCGUAUCUUACGGCGAUAAGUGUAUCGGGACUAACCACGUAUUGCCAACCCGCAAGGCGGGCAACUACACUGGUGGUCUUUGGGUGGGCAAGUUCCUCAAGACACAGACAUAUCAGGAAGUACGUGACGACAGGGUCAGCGCUGAGCUUGGGCAAUUGUGCGCAAGGUGUUCGAGGGCGGAGAACUUUGAGGGACAUGCUAGGUCUGGCGACCUGAGAGCUCAUUACUAUCUGCAUGAAGAGUACGAUUGGAUCAAGCAGGCCAAGGCUGCCCUCUAG